Mesorhabditis spiculigera is the source of this 2154-nucleotide messenger RNA. Lineage: Eukaryota; Metazoa; Nematoda; Chromadorea; Rhabditida; Rhabditidae. The record is from the annotation of a GenBank genome assembly.
AUGAUGGGCGGUCGCAAGAUGCACCCGAUCAGUCAUCGAGUUCCCCCACAGACGGCGAUGGACGAGAAGUUCAUCGAGCAGAUCUGGGAACGGCUCCGCUCGUCUAUUCGUGAGAUCCAAAACAAGCGCAGCAACGGGCUCUCCUUCGAGGAGCUCUACCGCAACGCCUACAACAUGGUGCUGCACAAGAACGGGCAAAAAUUGUACCAGGGCCUUCGCGAGGUGAUCGUCGAACACCUCCGCGUCGUGGUCCGGGAACCGUUCGCCUCGACGUCGACGGUGCUGAAGGGGAUGCGGGCGGCCUGGCAUGAACAUUUGACAGCCAUGAAGAUGAUCCGCGACAUCCUGAUGUACGUCGACCGUGUGUAUGUGCCGAACAACAACGUCGAGCCGGUGUACAACCUCGGGCUGUCCGUCUUUCGAGAUGAGGUGGUGCGGUACAACGGCGUCAACGAGCGGAUGCGCCGCGAACUGCUCGACAUGGUUGAGGGCGAACGGCACGGGGACACCAUUGAUUGGCUGCUGGUCAAGGACAUUUGCGCGCUGCUGGCCGCCAUCGACGUCUACAGCGCAGAAUUCGAGCUGCCGUUCCUCGACGAGACGACUACUUUCUACAGGCAAGUGGGCCGUCAGCUUCUCUCCAAUAACCCGGCCACCAUCUACGUGCGAAAGGUUGAGCAGUACAUCACGGAGGAGACUGACCGUGCCCUGCGCUACCUGGAGCCCAGCACUCGCGAGAAAUUGCUCGAGGUGGUCGACAACGAGCUGAUCACCGCCCACCUGCAGGAGCUCGUCGAGAUGGAGGGGUCGGGCGUGGUGGCGCUGCUAAACGACAGCCGCUUCGACGAGCUGCUCGCCAUGUUCAAGCUCAUCAAGCGCGUCCCCACCGGGCCAGCGAGCUUCUGCCGGGCGGUGACGACGUGGGUGCGACAGCGCGGCGAGAACAUUGCCGACCCCCAGUCCCAAUCCGCCGACAUCAAGGCGUCACCCGUCGUCUACAUCACGAAACUGAUGGAACUGAAGCAGCAGUGCGAUCAGCUGCUCCACCGCUCGUUCGAGGAUGACGCGACGUUCAAGAACAAGAUCCACUCCGAGUUCGAGACGUUCAUCAACAAGAACAGCCAUUCCCCCGAGCACCUCGUCACCUACAUUGACGACAAGCUGAAGAAGGGUGCCCGUGUCCUCGACGAUGCCGAAAUUGACGUGGCCAUCCAGAAGGCGAUGGAAAUCUUCCGAUUCAUCAACGACAAGGACGUCUUUGAGCACUACUACAAACGCUCGCUGGCCCGCCGCCUGCUGAUGGACCGGAGCGCAUCGAACGAUUUUGAGAAACUGAUGGUGGGCCGUCUGAAGACGGAGUGCGGCUACCAGUACACGCAGAAGCUGGAGCUGAUGUUCAAGGAUCGUGAACUGUGGCACACGAUGCAGAGCCAGUUCCGCGAUUUCCUCAACGAUCACAAUUGUGAUCGUCGCCUCCACGACCUGCAGAUUCGUGUGCUCACCUCGGGGGCAUGGUCGGCCCAGCAGGCCACCCAAGGAUUGCCGUGUCGACUUCCACCGCUGGCCGAGCAGUCAUUCCGCAUCUUUCAGGACUUUUACUCAAAGCAACACAACGGGCGCAAGCUGGCGCUCUCGCCGAAUUUGGGCAACGCCGAGCUGAAGGCCAUCUUCUACUCGACGCAACCAACUGCCGGCUCGGAUGAGGGAAGCCAAGUGGAGUCGACCACCUCGUACGACGCCACCCCAUUCCAACCAUCCGCCCCCGUCGGCCGCUUCGAGGUGCAGAAGAUCCUGCAAGUGUCCACCUACCAAAUGACGAUCCUCAUGCUCUUCAACUACAAGCACAAGAUCGCCUCAAUCGUCGACCCGAACGCCAACAGCACGGCGGCCCGACCCAGUAAAACCGUCGAACCCAAGCAUCCGCCGAUCAGAUUGACCGACGACCGGAAGCACGAGGUGGAGUGCGCGGUGGUGCUGCGUGAUGAAGGCCCGGAAGACGCUCGACCACUCUUCCCUCGUCAUGCAGGUGGCCGAGCAGGUGGCGAAGCGCUUCAUCCAACGCCGGCCCUCAUCAAGCAGCGCAACGAGGCGCUGAUCGAGAGGGACUACUUGGUGCGCGACAACAAAGAUCCCAGGAUAUACAGCUAUGUGUCG